Messenger RNA from Colossoma macropomum (tambaqui), 2265 nucleotides. RefSeq names its product kinesin heavy chain. Gene Ontology annotation, molecular function: microtubule binding; ATP hydrolysis activity; ATP binding. Lineage: Eukaryota; Metazoa; Chordata; Actinopteri; Characiformes; Serrasalmidae. The record is from RefSeq and is a predicted model, not a curated record. The coding region runs from base 160 to 2265 and encodes 701 amino acids. The transcript is spliced from 19 exons. Gene Ontology annotation, cellular component: microtubule; kinesin complex. Gene Ontology annotation, biological process: anterograde dendritic transport of neurotransmitter receptor complex; synaptic vesicle transport; axon guidance.
CCGGAGCUUCAGAAACCAAACGGGACUUUCAGAGAUGAACGACUGAAGGAGAAGCAGCGACAGAGAAUAUCUUUCUGAAGCUGGUCAGUGCUGACCGUCUGACUGCACUGCUGGGCAGAAGCUGAGAGGAGGUUUAUAGCCACAGAGGACGACCUUCAGAUGGAGACUGACCUGAAUUCCAAAAGCUUCAGGGUGGUCCUCUGCCUCUGCCCACCAGAGCACACGGAAUCAGCUGAGCCGCAAGUGUCUGUCAGAGUUUCAGGGCUGAACUCGGUCACUGCUGAAACCGGCAGGGGUCAUCGUGCUCAUGUUCUGGACUUUGACGCUGUUUGGAGUGAAGGAGCUUCUCUCAGAGACGUCUAUGAGUCAACAGCCAAGCCCCUGGUGGAAUGGGUGAUAAGGGGGUAUAACGGGUCUCUGAUAUUGUACGGUCCCUCCAGCAGCGUGGACCCCCAUUCAGUUCAGUCCAGCAGCUGCAGACUGAGGGGCAUCAUCAGUCGGGCUGCUGACCAGAUAUUCAGCUCUCCAGAGUGCUCUCUCUGUAGAGUCAGAGUUUCCUUUUACCACAUCUCCAACGAGAAGAUCUACGACCUGCUGGAGCCUCAUGUGAGUGAGGUGUGCCGUAUCCAUGACACAGAGGAGGCGGUGCUUCUGGAAGGCCUGAGAGAGGUGGAGGUAAGCUCCGCCGAGGAACUGCUGCAGGUGUUCCGCCGUGGGACCGCCCACAGGAAUGCAGGGGUCUCUAAGGGAGAUUUUGCCAGCAAGUCUCACAUGGUGUUCAACAUUAUAGUCAUAAAUAUGAGAGGCCAGUUUAAAGAGGGACUUUUAACAGCCAGCAAGCUCACUCUGGUGGAUCUUGCGAGUUCAGGAAAAGCUGUGUUCCGCAAUUCUGCGGUUCAGGAUGUGAGGAGGAGUUUCCAUGUAGCUCCAGAAAACCUGCAGGAGGCCAAAACUCUCAAACGCUCCCUCACCAUCUUCAGAAACGUGAUAUUUUCUCUGAGUGCUGCAGGCUGCCAGCAUGUUCCAUACAGAGAGUCCAAACUCACUCGUGCUCUGAGAGACUGUCUUGGAGGAAACUGUCGGACAUGCCUGCUGGUAUCUGUGGCGACCCUGUCAUCCUCAGUCACUGAGACUAUGAGCUGCUUGCAGUUUGCUGCCCGAGCCAUGAGUGUACCUUCACGGUCAAUACACUCCUCACAGAUGUGCUAUACAACUGCACAGGUGCAAAACGUGUGGGCGACGGAAAAGAGUGCCCAUCUGCUGACCAGAGCACAGAUGCUUCCACCUGUCAGUGCGGACAGAAGAUCUCAGGCCUCUCUGCCCCCUAUCCUGGCCACCUCAGGGCCUUUGGCCAAACCCAAACCCAGGAGCAGCUUGGACAGCUCAGAGAGCCACUCUUUCCUCCCUCAGUUGGAGAAACCAUCACCGAUGGAGCCGAAUGGACGCUACAGCCGCGGAUCUCAGAGUAUGGGGGAGAAGAGCAGAGCUGUGGACAGCAAUAGAGUUUGUGUUUUGAAAGGUGCCGUCCCGCUGUCCCACUCUGGCAUUGUUCUGUCUUCAUCCUCUUCCUCACUUGCCUCCUCACUCGCUUUAGGCGCUGUCACAGAGUGCUCCAACUGCAAACAGGAGCGAAAGAUCAGGGAGGAAUACGACAAAUUCAUCAUUCAGGUGAAGAGGGACAGAGACAGCCUGAGCCAGAGGGUGACUGAGCUAGAGAAGGAGCUGAGGAAGAGAGGAGGAGAGGAGAGAGAGAGCAGAAGAGAGGGGAGAGAGAGCAUUAGAGAAGGGACAGAGAGCAGAGAAGAAGACUGGAAGCCCUUUCUGAAAAACAGCUCUAGGCCGUGCUCUGGGUGCCACGACAACAUGGACUCACACACCUCACACACACACAUGGAGAGACACUCCUCACACACACACACAGUCACCACGAACACAGAGAUGCUUCUCAUGUCACACUGUGUUUCUCAACAGUGCACGACUGACCUUCCCCACGGAAGUAAGUGCUGCUUUAGUUUGUGUUCAAGCUUCCCUGAAUCGUCAGAGUGUGGAUUUACGGAGAGAUCAUCUGAGCCAACCUCACACUCCUGCCACUGUGACCCAGCACAGCACAAACCCAGCCUCUACAAACAGCUGCGGAGGGAGCACAGCCUGCUGCUGGACGUGAUGCUGGUGCUGUAUAAGAGGGAGUGGUUCCUGCAGGAUGCCAUGCCCUACGUCCGCCGCACGCUCAGGAAGUGUGGCCUCUCACUCGAACACACAGAUUAA